Messenger RNA from Trichosurus vulpecula (common brushtail), 1967 nucleotides. It is a transcript of the gene RABIF, whose product is annotated as RAB interacting factor. Gene Ontology annotation, biological process: post-Golgi vesicle-mediated transport; small GTPase-mediated signal transduction. Lineage: Eukaryota; Metazoa; Chordata; Mammalia; Diprotodontia; Phalangeridae. Gene Ontology annotation, cellular component: cytosol; membrane. The transcript is spliced from 2 exons. Gene Ontology annotation, molecular function: zinc ion binding; guanyl-nucleotide exchange factor activity. Bases 69 to 440 code for a protein of 123 amino acids. The record is from RefSeq and is a predicted model, not a curated record.
GCGCCUGCGCAGUGGAGGCGGCUAAGGGAAGUAGUAGUAGUGGCGGCAGUGACGGCGGCGGCGGCACGAUGGAGCCCGAGGAGCAGAUGAACGAACUAGUGUCAGCCGAAGGCCGGAACAGGAAAGCCGUGCUGUGUCAGCGCUGUGGAUCCCGGGUGCUGCAGCCCGGGGCCGCUCUCUUCUCCCGCAGACAGCUGUUCCUUCCUUCCAUGAGAAAGAAACCAGCUCUGGCUGAUGGCAGCAACCCAGAAGGUGAUUUCCUUCAAGAACACUGGCUGGUCGAUGACAUGUUCACCUUUGAGAAUGUGGGCUUCACCAAAGACGUGGGGAACAUCAAAUUUUUGGUCUGCGCAGAUUGUGAAAUUGGACCCAUCGGCUGGCACUGCCUGGAUGACAAAAAUAGUUUCUAUGUGGCUUUGGAGAGGGUUUCCCAUGAGUGACUAAGGGAUCUUCAGCAGCAGCUUCCCAUGGUGGAAGCUUCUCCCCAAAACAGCAGUCAUUCUAACCUGAUAUAACUGUUCUGCUGCUUUCUUCUCUAUACUAAUGUAAAGUUGUGAGUACAACAGUGUCUACUUGGACAUACAGAGGGUUUACCCUAACUUGUUUCCUUGACACUUCAGGUGCACAUGUCUCAGAUAUUUCUCCCUGUAGUGCCCCACUCCUUCCACUUCCCCAUUCUGGUUUGAAUGAUGUUGGGAAGCCAGGUACCUCCCAGAAUUUAUCCACUGGCCUGGCCGUGUGUCUGUGUCUCUUAUUCAGGUGCUACAUUUUGUUUCCUGCUCUAGGUGACAGUCAGAUUUUUACUCUUCUGAUUUGUUUGACCCCUUUUAGCUUUUGAAAUUCUCAUGUGGUUUCUCAUCAAUGGUCUAGCCUCACCCUUAUAAUAUAUGAGUAGGGAGUUAAAGUUUUAGCACGUCUGCCAACCACCACAAAGAAAAGUAAUUCACCAGAUGUGUCUGAGAUUCUCCUUUGACUAUCAGGGUGGAGAGCACAUAAAGAAGGAACCACUGCUAACUUGCAUGUGAACUUUACAACCUCAGCUGACCAGAUGACUGAGUCCCUUCUUCAUGGGAAGAACUGUGUCUAAAGAAAGCGUCAUCAGUACAGAGUUAUUGAACCUAGUGGACAUGGUGCAGGGCAAGAAUUCUUGGUGAGAUGGGAAUUUUUCUUAUCUUUAACACUCACCGUCCUAACAAAUUCCAGAAUGCAAACUUUCCAUCCAAUUACCUGUAUUCCUGUUCAAUUCAAGGAAAACUCUUGGCCCUUCUGGUUUGGUGCUGAUCCAAGAGGGCAUUAAGUGUGAAUGAGUAGGUAUACUUGUUUUGUUCUCUUCUGUGCUUUCCAUGUACUCAUUCAUCUCCAUUGAACUUGUCCGUGGUACCUUCUCUCCUCUGAUGCAUAAAGUAAGGUUUAAAGCAGCCUCCUGGGACUACUUUGGGGGCCGGGGGGUUGAGGUAGAGAGGAAGUACAGAUUACUCAGUUCAAGCACCAUCUUCAGUGAUUGCCUCACACCUCUUGGUUUGGUGCUCUGUUCCAUUCUCUUACUUCUUUCUUUCCCUCUCCCCUGACCCCUUUAACAUAUCUAUAGAGUGGGUUCCCCCAUUGAGGUGAAAGUAUUGUGCAUAAAUCUUUAACCAGCUUGCCCCCCACAAAGAUAGGGGCUUUAUGGACUCCUAAAGUGCUACUAUUGGUAGAAUUGGGCCAUACCUAAGUUUUCUGAACAUCUAAGAAGUGUGGCUAUAUAGUUGCUAGGAACACAACUGAGGGUUUUGUUUUGUUUUUUAUUGAUACAAAGACACUUGGGCCAAAGAAGCCAAACCAAGUAGGUGUGUCUGGUGGUAUGUUGGCCCCUCAUACUACCAGUCAAACCUGGACAAGCAGUUUUUGCCUCAGAAGCCAAAAAUACAAGACAUUUACUACUACAUCUUUUCAGAUUUACUGACAAUAAAAAAAAAAUCUGCACAAUG